Molecule: messenger RNA, 1456 nt
Organism: Neolamprologus brichardi
Lineage: Eukaryota; Metazoa; Chordata; Actinopteri; Cichliformes; Cichlidae
Gene: bhlha15
Product: basic helix-loop-helix family, member a15
Biological process (GO): axon development; sensory organ development; positive regulation of transcription by RNA polymerase II
Cellular component (GO): nucleus
Molecular function (GO): DNA-binding transcription factor activity, RNA polymerase II-specific; protein dimerization activity; E-box binding
Source: RefSeq, a predicted model, not a curated record
CUCGCGCUGAUGUGCUGCUCUCGCGCUCCUUCAUUCCCACUGCUCCUUUAAUUGACUUUAUGUCGCUGAUCAUGUCCGGCUGCAUGCUGACGCUUUUUCUGUAAAAAGAAACAGGAGGGAGAAUAUUAGUUUAACUUCCCAGGUUUGUUGAAGCUGAGAUCUGUUCUGUCAGAGAUAAGAGGAGUAGCAAGAUGAAAUCCAAAGGGAAGGCUGUGAAGCCAUCCAGAAGGACCUGGUCCGACCCGGAGCCGGAAUUCGAGCCAGACACAGAGCCGGGCUCCAGCGAGCAGGAAGGCUCAGAGGCCUCGGUCCGGAUCCGUGGCUCCUGGAGGGGCUCUCUGAGGAGCGGCGAUGGCAAGAGGCAGGGAGGAGGACGGCGACGCAAGCACGGCUCCAGCACCAAAGAGCGCAGCAUCCGUCGACUGGAAAGCAACGAAAGGGAACGCCAGCGCAUGCACAAACUCAACAACGCCUUCCAAGCGCUGCGCGAGGCCAUCCCGCAUGUGAAAACCGAGAAGAAGCUGUCCAAGAUCGAAACGCUGACCCUGGCUAAGAAUUACAUCAAAGCUUUGACCACCAUCAUCCUGGAUAUGUCAGGGGGCUGCCUGCCUGCUGACGGGGUCCCUUCAGAGGCCAGCGCUGCCAAGCUCCUCCAGUGCUACCAGCAGCACCUGGAGGAAGAGGGGGAGGAAGGUCUCACCCAAUACCUCACCAGCAUGCAUAGCUUCAGCCAGCAAAGCUAACAGUAAGAUUAAAGCAAGGGGAGCCACCAGGAGGAGGGCUGGACAAAUCAAGCAUUACCCACUUCCUACAGUCACACUCUUAGAGACGUUCAGCUGUGUUUUCUGUAGGAAGUGGGCUCUCCCCCUCCCCCCCAGAUCAUAGACCUCUAAUAAAUGCUAGCAAGAGGUGGGCUGUGCAGAACUCCAUGCAAAAUAUGGAAGGAUUUUAUACAGCAGACAUGAAGAAUGCAGACUGGAAAGUGAAACCAAAUGGACCAUAGUUGUGUAAUGUAUGUGCCCAGGAAAGAAGGGCUGCUUUUUUUCCACCCUUAUGUUUUUUUUCUUCUUGUGUUGUGGUUUAAACUGGGGAAGGGGAUUAUCUUGCCAUCUUCUUGUAUCGACUCUUGAGAAACCUGCUCAGUGUAACCUCGAGCCAUAACUGUUGCAUCCAUGAAAGAAAGACAACCAAGCAGAAGGCUUAAAUAUUGAGGUGUUGUUGCAAGAAAGCGCUCACAAUGAUAAUCCACCCUUGAUCUGAACGCGUAGCUCAUUUCUCUUCUUCUGCACACAGAAGAGUUCUUAAAGGCACAGAUGCUAUUUAACGUGUAUGUUACUUGCUUAUCCCCUCUCCCUGCUGUGUUUCCAUGUGUGUUUAAGCUGCAAACUUUGUGUGAAACAUCAUAACGGGGAAAAAAACAUUUGAGAAGUCGUUAUUAAUAAAUACAUUUAUUUAU